UCCCGCAGAGACGCGCCAGCGCACGGACGGAGAGCAGUGGCUGCAGCGCUGUAGCAUUAGCAUUAGCUUCUUCUUCUUCACCUCCUUCCUCCUCCUCUUCGUGCCUCUCUUUCCUCGGCCGCUCGGGGGGGACACUCGGGGCUCGGUCGCUCGACCCGCAGCACUGAACUUGCGCAGCAGACACGGAGGCUCGCGCAUUGUUUUUUCUGAGCCGCUCCUGCAACAACCAGACGAUGUCCGACGCCGCUAGCGCUCCUCCCGCAGACAGCAGCGGAGACUCCGGGCUGAACGGGUCCUGGGUGGAGCUGGAGAUGAACAGAGUUGCGGCUAGCUUGGCCCAGUCGUCCUCCACAGGCGGCCUGGCCCCGGCCCUGCUGCCCCUUCCAGAGGUGGAGGAAGAGGAGGCCAUGGUGGGGGGGCUGGAGCACGUCCCGUCCUCGUCCUCGAUCCACAACGGAGACAUGGAGAAAAUCCUGUUGGACGCCCAGCACGAGUCGAGCCGCAGCAACUCCUCGUGUGACAGCCCGCCGCGACCUCACAGUCCCCAGGACGAUGGACAGAUCAUCUUCGACGUGGACGUGACCAGCAGGAGAGACAGCCAAUCAGAAGAGGACGUCUCGGACAAGGAGAGGGACAUGGACAUCCUGAUGAAGGAUGCAGAUUGGGUCCCGGAUUGGUCCAGUCGACCGGAGAACAACCCCCCCAAGGAGUUUCACUUCCGUCAUCCUCGCCGCUCAGUCACGCUCAGCAUGAGGAAGACCGGGGCCAUGAAGAAAGGAGGCGUCUUCUCUGCCGAGUUCCUCAAAGUCUUCAUCCCCUCGCUGCUGCUAUCACACAUCCUCGCUCUGGGGCUGGGAGUCUACAUUGGAAAGAGGUUGACCACGCCCCCGGCCGGCUCCUUCUGAGGCUCCGACUGAAGAGAAGUGCCUGACAAGUGGCCAUGAGAUUGUUUUUUUUCGGGGGGGGAGAAAGUUUUGCUGUCGUGAAAAGAACGAACGCCCGUCUCUCCUCCCUCUGUCCCGCCUGCUCCCCCUCCUCCUCCCCGAGAUAUGACAUGAUCCCUCCCUCCCCGCCCUUCUUCGGCUGUUCUCUGACUCUGAAUACCCCCUCCCUCCUCUGCCCCCCUCCCCCUCCUCCUUUAUAUCCUUCAACCAUUUGUAUAAGCUUUUCAAUGAAUGAAUAAGGUCGUAUUUCCCGUGUUCAGAUGUUUUUAACAGGGUGGGUUUCCAGGGAGGGUUCGCAGCAUUUUAUCAAACUCUUCCACGACACACGCUGACCCAUCGAUCAUCUGACAGCGAGGGAGGAUCUUCCAGAUUCAGGACUGACCACAGAUUGUGCCACAAGUCGCCGGACGCUCGAACCCCGAGAAAAAGGGGUUUGAGCAAAUUCAGAGUUCGGCAAACCGAAAAUGUGAUCACGCCUUUUUGAAAGUAGCCAUUUUGUUCAUCUUUUUAAGGUAUUAAUGCCUUAUCUUUUUGUAUUUAUUACACAAUAGUGGUGGUUUAUUGAGAAGUUGGAAUGAAGUGGAGUUACCACAGUGGCCGUCACGAACCACGAGCGCUCAUCAAUUUGCACUGGAGCGGGGGGGUAGUCGGCGGCUCUAGAAGAGAGUGAUUUAAAUGACACUUCUUUUUUUUUUGUGACAGAAAUUCAAAUAGAUUUGAUUCUGCAGCCAAAGUGACAAAAACUGGAAUCCAGUGUGUGUCCCUCUCAGUGUGUGUACUAACAGUAUUGUGUGGUUGGGUUUUUGGGUAACGGAGAUGUUUGGUCCAGAAGAGGUUCAGUCGCUUGUUCAAGUGAGACGUUUGGUCCGAGCCGCUCGCCUCCGUCGUUCUUUUACUCCACGUCAGGCUGGAUAUUACAGAGCUGUGUUCUUUUCAUUAAGAUUUUAAAUCAGUAGAAAGGAUUUGAUCCCUCAAAGUUUGAAAACAUGAGAUAAACACGACAGACUCGAUUGACCAGACCGGGUUCAAACAAUAUUUGAUUUGGAUUUGUCCUGAAAUCCACCAGCACCCUGUGAGAGACCUAACCCAGGGUGUAAUUAAUAUAAUAGAGCAUUAUUUAUUUUGACUUAAAUUUUAGUUCCAGUUGUGAAGCUCAACAUGACGAAAUUCUGUUUGUAAAUGGACAUUUUUCCUUGUCCCCUUAUUUAAAUAAACAAGCAUUUUAUUGUCAAAGUUUCAAGAGAAGACAAAAAUGCUGACAAAACCUCAGACUGCUGAAGGAACAUGUUUAGUUCAUUGUCAGAACUCGAUCUGGAAGCUUGAGAUGUAAGAACUGACUCGUCAACAGCCGCCUGAUGCGUUAUAGUGACACGUGGUGACCCUGCAGGCCGACUCGAGGCGGGCGGCCAUCUCUAAUAAAAGGCCCUUUAUCCACCAGCAGUGACUGUGUUGGGGGCGGUGACCUUUCUCUCGUCUUCUCCAUUUCAGCCGCAGAGAUACUGCACUUUUUGGGGGUUUUGUUUCUUUUCAUGUGCAGCAUCUGGAGUUGUGAGUUUUAGUUUCUCCUGAGCUCGUGAAUGCACAGAGCGGGAGCCGAGACACGUUUUGAGAAAAAAAUAAGGUGUGAAAAUCACAAACCCCUGAUUGAUGGCAGGGCCUGAUGUGAAUAGGAAGUGAAGGUGAAGAGAGACUAGUGUUUGUAAUGAUGCAUUUGCUUUGAUUUUCUUUUUCCCAUAACAAUGAAAAAAAGAUAAAACAUUUUGUCAUUAAACGUAACCUGAAGCUA
Pleuronectes platessa (European plaice) is the source of this 2730-nucleotide messenger RNA. It is a transcript of the gene bnip3lb, whose product is annotated as BCL2 interacting protein 3 like b. Gene Ontology annotation, biological process: defense response to virus; mitochondrial outer membrane permeabilization; positive regulation of apoptotic process. Gene Ontology annotation, cellular component: mitochondrial outer membrane; mitochondrial envelope; nucleus. The record is from RefSeq and is a predicted model, not a curated record. The transcript has 6 exons. Lineage: Eukaryota; Metazoa; Chordata; Actinopteri; Pleuronectiformes; Pleuronectidae. The coding region runs from base 234 to 905 and encodes 223 amino acids.